Oncorhynchus masou masou (cherry salmon) is the source of this 2611-nucleotide messenger RNA. RefSeq names its product sodium/hydrogen exchanger 9B2-like. Lineage: Eukaryota; Metazoa; Chordata; Actinopteri; Salmoniformes; Salmonidae. Gene Ontology annotation, cellular component: membrane. Gene Ontology annotation, molecular function: antiporter activity. The transcript has 12 exons. Bases 563 to 2041 code for a protein of 492 amino acids. The record is from RefSeq and is a predicted model, not a curated record. Gene Ontology annotation, biological process: proton transmembrane transport.
UGUAUUUUUUGUUCUCUCUCUCUCUCUCUCUCUCUCUCUCUCCCAUCUAUCUCUCAAUCACACACACAAAAACACACUGAGUGACAAUAAAGAGAGGCAUGAGUUAGGUGAGGUGUAAAAUUUGUCUCGGCGGUCUGAAGAAAGAGGGUAGUCCAGAGGACGAGAAGGAAGGAAAGGAGACCAGCAGAGGACUAGAAGGAAGGAGAGGAGACCAGCAGAGGACUAGAAGGAAGGAGAGGAGACCAGCAGAGGACUAGAAGGAAGGAGAGGAGACCAGCAGAGGACUAGAAGGAAGGAGAGGAGACCAGCAGAGGACUUGAAGGAAGGAAAGGAGACCAGCAGAGGACUAGAAGGAAGGAGAGGAGACCAGCAGAGGACUAGAAGGAAGGAGAGGAGACCAGCAGAGGACUAGAAGGAAGGAGAGGAGACCAGCAGAGGACUAGAAGGAUUAGAAGGAAGGAGAGGAGACCAGCAGAGGACUAGAAGGAAGGAGAGGAGUCCAGAAGAGGACUAGAAGGAUUAGAAGGAAGGAGAGGAGACCAGAGUGAGAAAACAAGUGAGGAUGACGAUGUUGGACUGUUGUUCUUGCUGUUCCUGGGUCAGCAGACUGAGAUGUCCCCGACCUCACGGCUUUCUAGCCCACGUUAUUACCAAAGUGUGUCUGGGAGCGUUGUUGUUCGGGGUGGUCUGGUCCAUCGCUGAGAAGGAGUGUUAUCCAGGGGGGAAUCUGUUCGGCAUCAUCAUCUUGUUUCUCUGUGCUGUGUGUGGAGGAAAACUGGUCGGACUGAUCCAACUCCCCACACUGCCCCCCUUCCCCCCUUUAGUUGGUAUGUUGCUGGCAGGUCUGGUGCUGCGUAACGUACCGUACGUAACUGAGGCGGUCCACAUUGAGCAGACCUGGUCAGCAGCUCUGAGGAACGUCGCUCUGGCCAUCAUACUGACCCGUGCUGGACUGGGCCUCGACCCUUCGGCUCUCCGCAGACUCAAGGCGGUGUGUGUGCGACUGGCAGUAGGACCGUGUACAGUGGAGGCAUCAACAGUAGCUGUGAUGUCUCACUUCCUGAUGGGCUUGCCCUGGGUCUGGGGAUUCGUACUGGGGUUUGUUCUGAGUGCAGUAUCCCCAGCGGUGGUGGUGCCCUCCAUGUUGUUACUCCAGAAGGAUGGCUACGGAGUGGAGAAGGGAAUCCCUACUCUACUGAUGGCUGCUGGGAGUUUUGAUGACAUCCUGGCCAUCACAGCAUUCACCACCUCUCUGGGUGUGGCCUUUGCCUCAGACUCGACAUGGCUCAAUGUGAUGAAAGGCGUGCUAGAGGUGGUAGGAGGAUCAGCGGCUGGCCUGGUGCUAGGACUCUUCAUCUGUUUCUUCCCCAGUCAGGAUCAGGAGGAUGUGGUAUUGAGGAGAAGUGUCAUGUUGCUGGGUCUGUCUGUGUUUGCUGUGUUUGGGAGCCAUGUAGCAGGGUUCUCUGGUGCAGGGGGACUCUGUACUCUGGUCAUGGCCUUCAUAGCUGCGCUGGGCUGGGGGGCAGCGAAGGGCCCAGUAGCAGCAGUGGUAGGGAGGUUCUGGGACAUCUUCCAGCCGCUGCUGUUUGGACUGGUAGGAGCUCAAAUCACAGUAUCUACACUGGACCCCAAUACAGUGGGUCUGGGCAUGGCAUGUCUCGGGACAGGUCUGGUUAUCAGGGUUCUCUUCACGUUUCUCAUGGUGUUCUUUGGUGGAUUCAACACAAAGGAAAAGCUGUUUAUCUCUGUGGCUUGGCUUCCUAAGGCCACAGUACAGGCAGCGAUAGGUUCUAAAGCCUUGGACAUGGCCCGUGUGUCGGGGGAUGAGGUUCUGGUGAAGUACGGUCUGGAUGUUCUGACUGUGGCUGUUCUGGCCAUCCUCACUACAGCACCUAUAGGAGCCCUGGGGAUCGGCCUGGCAGGGCCCAGACUGCUGACCAGACACUCGGAGGACACACACGCAGACAGGAAAGAGGGUGACUUGGAGGCGGACACGGAGACGCCACAGAAAGACAUGGUGACCUUCGAGAGCAAAUUAUAACGAGAGGAGAGGAGAGGGCAAGGAGGAGAGGAGAGGGCAAGGAGGAGAGGAGAGGAGAGGGUAACGAGGAUAGGAGAGGAGAGGGUAAGGAGGAUAGGAGAGGAGAGGAGAGGAGAGGAGAGGGCAAGGAGGAGAGGAGAGGAGAGGGUAAGGAGGAUAGGAGAGGAGAGGGUAAGGAGGAGAGGAGAGGAGAGGAGAGGAGAGGAGAGGAGAGGAGAGGAGAGGAGAGGAGAGGAGAGGAGAGGAGAGGAGAGGAGAGGAGAGGGGAGGAGAAGGAGGAGAGGAGAGGUUAGAGGAAAGGGACAGGACUUGGGGAGGGGAGAGGAGGAGAUGGAAAGGGAAGUUAGGGAAGGGACGAUAAGGAGAGGAGGCUUUAGAUAAUUGAAAUUCACCAGAAAACACUCUUUACAGACAAUAAUGACAGUUUUGCUGAUCCAUUACAAAUGGCUGUAUUUCCUGUCUUUACAUUAAUGGUUUUAAAACAAUGUUUUGUUUUAUUUUUGUUUCACAGAUGUAUUCAUCUUGUAUGAAAUGUAGAAUAAAAAAACACAAUGGUGAUUUGUAAAGUUG